AUGAAUAUUAUGCCAUUGAUGUUUACGAAAUUGAAACAAACACGUCAUGAAAUAAUAGGUUUUAAUUUGGCAUGUUUUCUUGGUUUGACAACAUGUGUCAUUUUAAAUCUUCUCUGGUAUGUAAGUAUUUGUUGUCAGGUAAUACUCCUUGUCGAUGAAGUUAGCAAGGUCAAUGGCUGUGAAAUCGGCAGCUUUUUCUGAACAUCGCCGAAGAGUGAACUCUCUGGCAGCAUCCUCCAAGUCUGAAAAGUAGUCGUAGAACUCGGCCAUGUGUUUACCACCUCUGUUCUCGCCCUGAAACUCCUCCACGUCCCCCUUAAGAAACACGUCGGCCCAUCGGUGUGCAGUUUGUGCCUUUAAUGCGCCUGUUAAUAGAAAGAAAACUUUUGUGAUUCUAGGAGAGAAAAGAGAUAUGACAAUUCAGCAACUCACCGAUAGUUCGAAGGAAAGUAUCACAGUUCUCCCAGCUGGGACCAAAGCUUCUCAGGGUUGCGUAGAUCAACACGCUGAGAUACUUCACGGGACACUUGUAUUUGCAAAGUUCAAAGAGAUCGGCCAUGUUGUCGGCCGUGAUUCGGUCCGUGAAGUUCAUUGGUUGUUGUUCAUAUUCGAUGUCGUCCACCUCCAUUUCCUCCCGUUCAGCGUCGUCUUCUGCAUUGUUUCCACUUCGGUUCGGUAGAUAUCUAGUUGAAGUUGUUAUCGCGUGUCGUUGACGUCGUGAUUUCGGACCCAUAGUGAAUAUUUAGAGAAUAGAUGAAUGUAGUUGUAUAUCACAUGCUUUAUUUGAACUGAAACCGGUCUAUUUAUAGGUCGGAACGGCGACCGAAUAUAUGAAUACAAAAGAGAGAGAGAGUGAUUACAAACACCUGGAAAAGAUAGUACGAACACAGAGAGUGAUUACAAAGACUUGGAAAAUAUAGUACGAACACAAAGAGAGAGAGAGAUUACAAUGACCUGGAAAAGAUAGUACAAAUAUAGUUAUACUAUCAUUUAACUAAAGGUGAGAAUCAUAACACCACCUAACACGGUUCCCUCUUGAAAUUUUGGCAAAAUCCUCUGA
This is a messenger RNA of Didymodactylos carnosus, 1060 nucleotides long. The record is from the annotation of a GenBank genome assembly. NCBI's taxonomy places the organism in Eukaryota, Metazoa, Rotifera, Eurotatoria, Philodinida, Philodinidae.